AUGUUGCUUGUAGAGGGCUGCCGGCCGCUGCUGCGGAAUUGGCCCUCCUUCCCCGCAGCAGUUGCUGGAGGAUGCAACGAGCGGAACAUUCUUGUGUUGGGUGCCAGCAGUUCCCCCCGUGCUGUGGUAUGCACUUCAGCAACGAUUGCAGCAGCAGUUUCGAUCUUAAAAGCGAAGGAAGCCGCAAGGCAGAGGCUACGUAAGCCACGGAAUGAUGGGAUUCAAGACGUAGGUUCAGACUUUCACCGCCAAGUGGAAUGCUACUGCAGUGCCGGCUGUGAAAAAAAUAGCCGCAGCAGGAUCGGAAGAAGGAGCUUUGAUAGGGGCUAUAACUGGAGUCUUUCUAGCAGCAAUUGCAGGACUGGCAUCAGCAGCCAUCACUCCCUCAGCCACAGGCGCAGUAGCAACAGCAACGGCAUCGGCGGCGGUGGGAGCGAAGGCGGGAGCACCUCCGACUCAACGACGUCCGGUAGUCUAUGUAGGAGGGAAGGCGCGUGGUGGUUUUCGGCAUGCUCCGUGCGUGGGCUCUUUGUGGUCGGUGCGCGUUGCUCCGUCUCCAGGGCCUACAGCAGUAGCAGCAGCAGCAGCGCCAGUGCAACCACAACCACCGGUGUUGGGUCUCACUACGAAACCCUAGGGGCCUAUGUGGCACUGGCCCUCAAAUUACAUCCAGACAGGAACAGAGACGACCCUAAUGCAGCAAUGCGCUUCAAUGAGAUAAGAGCGGCUUAUGAUGUUCUCUCCCAGCCGUUUACCCGUAGCCAUUACGACAGGCAAUGUGAAGGCACCAGAGGUGUAGGGGCUAUGGGUGAAGCAGUCUGGGAAGAAGAGACGGAGGAGCAGCGAACGCUUAGGAGGGAAAGAUACCAAAGAUACGCAGCAGAACAACGCAAUGACGUUCCCGUGGACGAUACCCCAGGAGUCGCGCCCGUCAUCUUAUGCGCCUUCCUCACGAUUGCCUACUUCUCAGUGGCGUACCCCAAGGCGCGUGAGGCUGAGGAGUGUUAUGGGGUUCACGACAGGGUCACCGCGCAAGAUACGCGGGGAGACACCUUAGUUAGGGCCUUCUACAACCCUCUUAGCUGCCAGUGGGAACGGAUACCCAAAGGGCUGGAGGCUCCCCUGCCGUCCGCCUUGCACACGAUGUAUGCCGUACGCCACCCUUCACUUCACCUCGAAAAGUCCCACAUGCCCAAGCAGUUGGCGGUGUCGCAGAUGCCGCAGUCUCAGACGGAACCUUCACGUCUUGCUCGAGACCCUAUAACUGGAGAGCAUGUUUGGACUGACGAGCUUUUGAAGCACAGCACCGGAAGCUGCAGUAGUCCAAGCAGCAGAAAGGGCGGCAACAGCAGCAACAGCAGCGGCGGUAGCCCAAACGAAGCUCUACCCUCGACAGCAAUUCAAGGGCAGCCCAAAGGGGCCGCAGCACUCUGUAGUUGA
Eimeria necatrix is the source of this 1440-nucleotide messenger RNA. RefSeq names its product DnaJ domain-containing protein, putative. The record is from RefSeq and is a predicted model, not a curated record. Lineage: Eukaryota; Apicomplexa; Conoidasida; Eucoccidiorida; Eimeriidae. The transcript is spliced from 9 exons. The coding region runs from base 1 to 1440 and encodes 479 amino acids.